CACUUUUACUGGCUCCACAAUCCUCCUGUAUGUGGAUGGGUCCUGGUUUCUUAGCCAUUGUCUCCUUUUUGCCCUCACUCAGAUAAGCCUCGUAGCAGAUAUGCUGUCAACAACACUGGAGAUCAUGCCGAGGACCAGGACGGUGACUCCAGAGUUCAGCUGAAGCAGCAGUUUGUAGCAGACCAUCCUUUUUCUUCAGAAAAUGGAGAGGUUUUCAGAUGUCAUUCUGGCAACAAUUUUGGCGACCAAGUCUGAAAUGUGUGGCCAAAAAUUUGAACUGAAGAUCGAUAACGUGCGUUUUGUCGGGCACCCGACACUCCUGCAGCAUGCGCUGGGGCAGGUCUCCAAAACAGACCCGUCCCCGAAGAGAGAAGCUCCCACCAUGAUUCUUUUUAAUGUGGUGUUUGCACUAAGGGCCAACGCGGAUCCCUCGGUGAUCAACUGCCUGCACAACCUUUCCCGACGAAUCGCCACCGUGCUGCAGCACGAGGAGCGCCGCUGCCAGUACCUCACUCGGGAGGCCAAGUUGAUCCUCGCGCUGCAGGACGAGGUGUCUGCUGUGGCCGAUGCAAAUGAUGGUCCGCAGUCUCCGUUCCAUCACAUCCUGCCCAAGUGCAAGCUGGCCAGGGACCUCAAGGAAGCUUACGACAGGUCACAUAUUCAUCAAGACUGAAAUUUAGAGCUUUGGUUUUGUCUCCUGCUGCACUCCGACCAGCUUCUCAUCCUGGCGGCAGGAUGCAUUUCAGCGACAGCCUUCCUCACAGAUGGGUUUACCGUAAGGUGCAUACAGGCAAAUAGUGAUCCACUGUCUCCCUUUACAUACUGGCAGCACACUGGGCAUCCCGUUAGCCUGUUGCCUUCUCAGAUAACAGUAUACCUUAGGCUUCUGCCUGUGCUGAUGAAUAAGAACUUUUGGGUUUUUUGCUGCAUAGUGAGCCAGCCCCCUCCCUUGGGCAUUUAUUUGGCUUCACGUUUUGCUGCUGUAAGACAUGCUGCCCACCCACAUGCAUGUGUGAUUGUGCAUCUGUACCCACACAUCCGUAACAUAAAUUCCUGAAAGUGGGGUUGCUACGGCGCAUAGGUAAAGUGCAUUUCCCUCUGUGGAGUAUGUGCCUCGAUCUACACUCCCACCAGAAGCACGUGAGAUACCUGUCAACAGCGUCUUGGUGAGCGUCUUGGUUUUAACCAAUGUAAG
This is a messenger RNA of Myotis lucifugus (little brown bat), 1195 nucleotides long. RefSeq names its product GATOR complex protein NPRL3-like. Gene Ontology annotation, biological process: TORC1 signaling; positive regulation of autophagy; cellular response to amino acid starvation. The coding region runs from base 203 to 673 and encodes 156 amino acids. NCBI's taxonomy places the organism in Eukaryota, Metazoa, Chordata, Mammalia, Chiroptera, Vespertilionidae. Gene Ontology annotation, cellular component: GATOR1 complex. The record is from RefSeq and is a predicted model, not a curated record. The transcript is spliced from 7 exons.